AAGUAUGUUUAUCCCAUCCAGCAGCUAUGGAGCUAGCACUAGGGAUUAUUAGCAGCCCAUCCGCGGCAGCUAUGGCGUCUCGCGCUAUCGUCUCCAGCUUCACUCGCCUUGGAUCCAUCCCGCUCGGCCGUCUCUCGUCGAGAUCAGGUCGAGGAGGCGCGAUCCGGAGCUUUGCCGUAGCUGCGGCGGAAGCACCCGUGAAGCCAUCGUACGAAGUCCAGCAUUCUAAACUCUUUAUCGAUGGGGAGUUUGUGGACGCUGCCUCUGGCGAGACAUUCCCGACUGUGGAUCCUCGAACCGAGGAAGUCCUUGCCGAUGUUGCCAAGGCGGACGUGGAAGAUAUCAAUCGGGCUGUGAAAGCCGCUCGCAAGGCUUUUGAUCACGGUCCCUGGCCAAGAAUGACGGCUUAUGAAAGAUCGAAGAUCUUGCUGAAGUAUGCCGACCUCCUUGAGAAGCACAACGAUGAGCUGGCAACGCUGGAUUCUUUGGACAGUGGAAAGCUUUACUCGCAGUCGCAAGGAGUUGAGAUUCCUCACUUUGUGACGAGGCUCUUUCGCUACUAUGCAGGAUGGGCGGAUAAAAUCCAUGGUAAAACACUGCCGGCUGACGGACCACAUCAGGUGCUUACAUUUCACGAGCCAAUUGGUGUAGUCGGCCAGAUCAUUCCGUGGAACUUUCCCAUGGUGAUGUUUGCCUGGAAAGUGGCUCCUGCUCUCGCCUGUGGUAAUACCAUCGUCCUCAAGACCGCCGAACAGACACCGCUCUCGGCCUGUCUCGCAGCAAAACUUGCAGUCGAGGCUGGCUUACCACCGGGAGUUCUUAACGUCGUUUCGGGCUUUGGGGAAACUGCAGGUGCCGCAAUCUCGAGCCACAUGGACAUAGACAAGGUUGCUUUCACUGGUUCUACUGAGACCGGCAAGCUCGUAAUGCAAGCAGCCGCUAGAAGCAACUUGAAGCCAGUUACUUUGGAAUUGGGCGGAAAGUCUCCUUUCAUCAUCAUGCCGGAUGCGGAUAUUGACCAAGCUGUGGAGCUCUCUCACUUUGCUUUGUUCUUCAACCAGGGACAAUGCUGCUGUGCGGGAUCAAGAACGUUCGUUCACGAGAGCAUUUAUGACGAGUACAUUGAGAAGGCGAAAGCUCGUGCAUUGAAGCGCGUUGUUGGCGAUCCGUUCAAGAGCGGGGUGGAGCAAGGGCCUCAGGUUGACAAAGCUCAGUUUGAGAAGAUCCUGAGCUACAUUGACGUAGGAAGACAUGAGGGAGCAAAUCUGGUCACUGGCGGCACUCGUAUCGGAAACAAAGGAUACUACAUCCAGCCAACAAUCUUCAGUGAUGUGAAGGACGACAUGGCGAUAUCGAGAGACGAGAUCUUUGGCCCCGUCCAGGCCGUGACAAAGUUCAGGACCGUGCAAGAAGCCAUCGAGAGAGCGAACAACACGACGUAUGGCUUAGCCGCGGGAGUGUUCACAAAGGACAUCGACACGGCCAACACGUUCAGCCGUGCACUGCGAGUGGGAUCCGUGUGGAUCAAUUGCUACGACGUGUUUGAUGCGGCGAUUCCCUUUGGCGGCUAUAAGAUGAGCGGGCAAGGACGAGAGAAGGGCGAGUACGUGCUGCACAACUACACGCAAGUCAAGGCAGUGGUAACGCCGCUCAGGAAUCCCGCGUGGCUCUGAAGCUUUCGUCGUUCGAAAUAUCGAUUACUAGAACAAGAAAUAUUCGGAGUAGUUAGUUUAAUUUAGAAAUAACACUCUUAAUAUAAUCAAGGAAUAAUAUACUUAAAAACAAUAUAAAUGAAUUUUUAAAUGGGAUAA
Molecule: messenger RNA, 1811 nt
Organism: Selaginella moellendorffii
Lineage: Eukaryota; Viridiplantae; Streptophyta; Lycopodiopsida; Selaginellales; Selaginellaceae
Product: aldehyde dehydrogenase family 2 member B4, mitochondrial
Exons: 11
Coding region: 27-1673 (548 amino acids)
Molecular function (GO): aldehyde dehydrogenase (NAD+) activity
Source: RefSeq, a predicted model, not a curated record